This is a messenger RNA of Alnus glutinosa, 1231 nucleotides long. Its product is annotated as protein STRICTOSIDINE SYNTHASE-LIKE 10-like. Gene Ontology annotation, molecular function: strictosidine synthase activity. Bases 37 to 1095 code for a protein of 352 amino acids. The record is from RefSeq and is a predicted model, not a curated record. The transcript has 3 exons. Gene Ontology annotation, biological process: biosynthetic process. Lineage: Eukaryota; Viridiplantae; Streptophyta; Magnoliopsida; Fagales; Betulaceae.
ACCACGUAGCAGUAGAUUCUUAAUUUGUUUUCUACCAUGAAGCCUCUUUUUCCUACCUCCUUUUUGUUCUUCCUUGUAAUCUUGAUAGCUCCGUGUCUCAUCCUCUCACACGAACCAACUUCCACUGAUCACCUCAAAAACUAUAUCCAACUUGACCUCCCAGUGGUAGUUGGCCCUGAAAGCUUUGGCUUUGAUUGCCAUGGAAAAGGACCCUACAUCGGGGUCUCAGAUGGUAGAAUCCUCAAGUGGCAAGGAGCGCAGUUGGGUUGGAAAGAGUUUGCCAUCACCUCACCAAAGAGGAAUAGGAAGCUAUGUGAUGGGUCAACCAACCCGGAUCUCGAGCCAAAGUGUGGGAGACCCCUAGGCCUUAAAUUCAACACCGCAACUUGUGAUCUUUAUAUUGCAGAUGCCUACUUUGGGCUCCUAAUGGUAGGAUCCUCUGGCGGCGUCGCCAAACAUCUUGCCACUUCUGCUCAAGGAGUCCCCUUCAGAUUCACAAAUGCUUUGGACAUCGACAACAACACUGGAGAGGUUUAUUUUACAGACAGCAGCAUUUUAUUUCAAAGAAGGGAAUGGUUACAGGUAAUCCUAAAAGGUGACGCAACAGGCAGGCUGAUGAAGUACAACCCACGUACCAAGGAAGUGAGCGUCUUGCUAAAAGGCUUAGCAUUCCCAAAUGGCGUGGCUCUGAGCGACGACAACUCCUUCCUCGUGGUAGCAGAGAGCGGAAACUUCCAAAUUCUAAAGUUUUGGCUUCGAGGUUCCAGGAGCCGUACAACAGAAGUUUUUUCUCCAUUGGAUAGAUCCCCAGACAACAUUAAGAAGAACAGCAAGGGAGAAUUUUGGGUGGCAUUAAAUAGCGGAAGAGAGAUCCAAAAUGUUGGAGCUCUGCAUGAAACUGAAAGUGCAAUCGCAGAGGGAUGGGGGACAAAAGAUAUCGCGGCAGCAAAAUAUGAUGCAGAGGGAAAAGUUAUAGGCGUGUUGGAUGGAAAGGGUGGGAAUUCACUUGACUCUGUCAGUGAAGUUGAAGAGCAUAAUGGGUAUUUGUGGAUUGGGUCUGCGGUGAAGCCUUAUGUUGGUGUUAUGAGAGUAUGAAUAUAUAUAUAUAUAUAUGGAUAAUUUACAUUAUUACUCUUGUUGGAUUGUUGAUAGGAUUGCAAAAUAUCAACAUUUUUACUAAUAUUAUGAUUGCAUAUUGUUGUAAUCUCCUUAUUUUAUAUAAUAAUUAUUU